AUGUCAGCAGCCCCGAAACACGAUAGUGUAACUGGACUAUCGACCGGGCCACCCCAGCGAAAAUCAGUUUCAUCCGAAUCCGGAGGGAUGGCACCUGUGGCCCUAUAUCGAUUGUAUCCUCACCAGUCUUCAAACGGACGGCGCGAGCUGCGUGCAAUGGAGAACGGAAACGGCAGUCAUCAGCCCAGCGAGAACGGGCACCGGCACCAUCGAAGCAGCGCAGCAAGCGUCAGUACUGCUAUUCACGUUCCCAGUAGUGGAUCCCCCAACGAGGACGGCAACAACGACGAUUUCAAUCAACGGUACACCGCGCGGAGAGCGACGACGCAAUCGGACAAUACAGUAGAUCGAUUUUCAAAAUCAGAGAUGGCGCCAAACUCAACCAAAGUAUCCUUCAAUGACGAUGCAAACGAAUUUAGUUCGCGUGGAAUACACAUUCCCACUCGGACUAGCAGUAGYGGAAUCCAGGUCCCAAGAGCGGGACAUGUGCCCUCGUCAGUAUCCUCACCRGCUACAUCCCCCGCCCCAGGCUUUCAAACACAAUAUUCUUCACCACCGUCACCAUAUGCGACACACGAUUACGCGUACGAUGCCGGUGGACGAAGCAGUGGGGACUCUACAUUCUCCCAAGAAACCGUAGCAACAUCCGUACACACUUUACCUGCCUUGCAGGCCAGAGGUCCCGAAAAUGGCGAUUUUCAUCACCUGGAGCCCGUGUUGGAGGACGAUCCAUCGUCGUGGGAUCUUGUCGGUCCAGCACAGGAGGAAGAGGCUUCUGGCAUGUACUCGCUUGAGACCCGUGCGGAGAGACUCUUCAGUGCCGACCACCUAACCAAGAUCUUUGAGGACCCAAAAUUGCUGCUCAGAUUCACUGGUUUCCUCAACACACAUCGACCAAGGAGCAUACCUAUCCUAAUAUACUAUCUGGACGCAUUGAAAGCAAUACGCGCCAUCAAAUACGCAAAUGCCAUCGCCGAGGCAUUAGAGCCGAWCAAAGGCCACGAUUUUACCCAGCAAGGCGCAAAGCCUACCAACAACGUCAUACUUGAGGAGAAGGCGAAUCGAGCUUUUGAAGUGCUGGUCCAGGAGGACCUUCCUGCAUACAUUGCACACACAUGGAUACAGGUGGUCAGCAUCAGCAUACAACGAAGGAUCACCGGCACUCUUGCUCCGCACUUACGUGAGGCCAGCGAAGGCCUGGCUGAGGUCUUUUGCUUGUCUGAUCCGAGCAGAGCAGACAACCCCAUCGUUUUCGCGUCCGAGGAGUUCAACAGAACAACCCAGUACGGCAUGGGCUACGCGAUUGGUCGGAACUGUCGCUUCCUACAAGGACCGCAGACCAGCCCUCAUUCCGUGCGCAGACUUGCAAUGGCUUGUGCCGAAGCUAAAGAGCACAGCGAGGUGUUCAUAAACUAUCGUCGGGAUGGAAGCCCAUUCCUCAACCUUUUGAUGAUUGCGCCGUUGAUGGACAGCCGUGGAAAUGUGCGAUACUACAUCGGGGCACAGGUUGAUGUUUCUGGUCUGAUAAAAGAUUGCAGCGGGAUGGAGGGCCUGGCGAACCUGUUGGAGCAAGAGCAGGGAGGCGAAGGUGCCGCUACGCCCAGCCAUAAAGACGAGUUCCAGGAGCUGAGCGAAAUGUUCAACGGCGCCGAACUCGAUACUGUGCGGAGAUGCGGUGGCCGCAUGCACAAAGAGUAUGUGGAUGACAGCGAUCGCGAGAGCUUGCUUGGCAGAUCACGUUUGCUUCUGAAAGAUCCCGCACAGGAUGUCUUCCCAAAGGAAGCCCAAAGCAGUCCAGCAUUGAGCGCAACCGAGCGAAUCAAUGGCAGACUUCAGGGUGUUUAUCAAGACUACAUACUCAUUCGACCGUCGCCAUCGCUUCGCAUAUUGUUCACAUCGCCAUCGCUGCGGGUUCCUGGGAUUCUCCAGUCGCCAUUCCUUCCUCGAAUUGGAGGCAGCAGCCGUGUGCGACAGGAUUUGACCGCAGCCCUUGCUGAAGGUCGUGGCGUGACGGCCAAAAUUCGAUGGCUAACACGACCGGACGAGGACGGAGAAGGCGAAGGGCGACCACGCUGGAUCCACUGUACGCCAUUGUUGGGACACAAUGGCUCGGUUGGCGUGUGGAUGGUCGUUCUCGUUGAUGAGGAGGGAGCCCUUCCCGGUACCGCAUCUGGUAGGCGCUUUAGGCAAGCACCUCCUGUCUCCAGUAACAUUGGAGGCAAAGAGUGGGACGGCGCAUUGGCGAGAGAUCGGAAGCACGCCAACGUGUACGACAAGGAGAACGAGCGUAAAGGCGGGCAGAGACCCGACUACUUCCACCGUCCCGGUAGUCGCGCUGCCAGCACCGAGUCGAAAAGCCAGCCCUUCUCGAGUGCUGCGAGCCAACGUUCGGGAACCCACCCAGACAGACCACGCGCUGGCAGGACCGGGACUUCCACCAACGUCAGUGAAUUCUCCUUCGACUUGAAUGCAUGA
Molecule: messenger RNA, 2475 nt
Organism: Ramularia collo-cygni
Lineage: Eukaryota; Fungi; Ascomycota; Dothideomycetes; Mycosphaerellales; Mycosphaerellaceae
Exons: 4
Coding region: 1-2475 (824 amino acids)
Cellular component (GO): nucleus
Source: RefSeq, a predicted model, not a curated record